Molecule: messenger RNA, 1463 nt
Organism: Lycium barbarum (goji berry)
Lineage: Eukaryota; Viridiplantae; Streptophyta; Magnoliopsida; Solanales; Solanaceae
Product: phospholipase A1-IIgamma-like
Exons: 2
Coding region: 63-1274 (403 amino acids)
Biological process (GO): lipid metabolic process
Molecular function (GO): glycerophospholipid phospholipase A1 activity
Source: RefSeq, a predicted model, not a curated record
AUCAUAAGAACACACCAAGGAAAAACAAAGAGAGAAAAAAAGAACAUAAAAGAAGAAGAAAAAUGGCUAACAUGGCUGAGAAAUGGGAGGAACUUAGUGGGAAAAACAAUUGGGAUGGGCUAUUAGAUCCAUUGGAUGUUGAUCUCCGUAGAUACAUCAUUCAAUACGGAGAGUUGGCUCACGUAACUUAUGACACCUUUAUCGACGAGAAAGUAUCCAAAUACGCAGGAGCUAGCAGAUACUCGAUGGAAAACCUUUUUGCAAGAGCUGGACUUGACCCAUCAAAGUAUCGCGUAACCAAAUACUUUUAUGCUACCUCUUCCAUGCCACUUCCAGCUGCUUUCAUUCUAAAAUCAUUGUCAAGGGAAGCAUGGAGUAAGGAAUCAAACUUUAUGGGGUAUAUUGCUGUAGCUACUGAUGAGGGUAAAGUUUCACUAGGAAGGAGGGAUAUUGUGAUUGCUUGGAGAGGAACAAUUCAGACACUGGAGUGGGUUAAUGACCUUCAAUUUUUACUAAUUCCAGGACCAAAAGUUUUUGGUGAUGGGGGUUUACUUCCUUUGUUCCAACCAUUGGUGCAUCAUGGCUUCUACAACGUUUAUACAUCAGAAAGUUCACGGUCAAAGUUUAAUAAAACUAGUGCCAGAGAUCAGGUCCUUGCAGAAGUGAAAAGAUUGGUUGAGGAAUAUAAGGACGAAGAGGUCAGCAUAACAGUGGUUGGCCACAGCCUCGGUGCAUCACUUGCAACCUUAAAUGCAGUUGACAUAGCUUUCAAUGGCAUCAACAAAACAAGCACUGGCAAGGAAUUCCCAGUCUCGGCUUUUGUAUUCGCAAGUCCUAAAGUUGGGGAUCUCAAUUUUCAAAAGGCAUUCUCCAAACUGAAACAUCUUCACAUCUUAAGAAUUCAUAACUUAUUGGAUAUUGUCCCGAAAUACCCACCCGUUGGCUAUUUCGACGUUGGACAGGAAAUAAUAAUCGACACCACAAAAUCACCCUAUUUGAAGUUGAAUCCUGGAGACCCACACACUAGGCAUAAUUUGGAGGGUUACUUGCACGGAAUUGAUGGUACUCAAGGAAUAGGAGUAUCAGCAGGUUUUAAGCUAGAGGUGAAUCGUGAUCUCGCACUAGUUAACAGGAUAUGGGACAUUCUAAAAGAUGAAUAUCUUGUCCCUGGGGCUUGGUGGGUCGAGAAAAAUAAAGGAAUGGUUCAACAAGAAGAUGGAAAGUGGGUUCUCCAGGAUCGCGAGGAUUAUGACUUAAUUGUGGCGGAGCUUUAAUUUGGAGUUUAAAGUACUGGCUAUUUAAUAUAUUUCCUUAAUACCAUGUAAUGUUUCAAUAAAGGAGUUUCCGUGAGCUUCCGAUUCCCCUAAUAAUAGAGGAUAAGGAAAAUGAAUGUUUUAAUUUAUACAUCAAUUUAAAUUAUGUUUUUUCUAUUAUUUUGAGAAAUAAAUAGGGGUUUUAAUGUA